Molecule: messenger RNA, 927 nt
Organism: Girardinichthys multiradiatus
Lineage: Eukaryota; Metazoa; Chordata; Actinopteri; Cyprinodontiformes; Goodeidae
Product: odorant receptor 131-2-like
Exons: 1
Coding region: 1-927 (308 amino acids)
Biological process (GO): G protein-coupled receptor signaling pathway
Cellular component (GO): membrane
Molecular function (GO): G protein-coupled receptor activity
Source: RefSeq, a predicted model, not a curated record
AUGAAUGAUACAGAGGUUCCCAGCAUGGUCCAGGUCCAUUUAUCUAUCAGAGUUCUGCUGACUGUGCUGCCAAGCCUCAUUUUCUUGUCCAUUAACAGCAUCAUGCUGUUUGCCUUGGUAAAAAAGCCCCUGUUUCUGGAGUCACCUCGUUACAUCCUGUUCGGACAUUUGCUUUUAUCUGACUCCCUCCAGCUUCUACUGACGACGCUGCUGUACAUAUUUGCUUUGACGAUGGUCAGAAUUAUCACAUGCAUUUGCGUUAUUGUCACCCAGCUUGCAGCUAUCACUGUGAAGAUGUCCCCCAUUAACCUGGCUCUCAUGUCUUUGGAGAGAUAUGUUGCCAUUUGUUUCCCUCUGAGGCAUGCCACCAUUGCAACCUCCAAGGCGAUGAGUGUAGCCAUCGCUGUCAUGUGGACUGUGGCCUCUGUAGACUCUUUUGCCCAUCUUUUUCUGUUUUUCAGUUUCAGUAACAGAAGCCUUGCCGCUCAACAGAUCUGCAAGAAAAGAAGCAUAUUUCAGCUGCCUGUUUAUGUGAUUUUAAACCGGGUUUUCACAGUUGUAAAUUUUGUCCUGGUUACAGUCAUUAUCAUUUACACAUAUGUUGCAAUCAUGAUCGCUGUGAAGUACAGCUCUUCUUGUACUCACAGGGCCAAAAUAGCUCAAAAAACUGUGCUCCUACAUGCGCUUCAGCUGUUUCUGUAUCUCAUCUCCACUUUUUUUUACACAAUAAACUCCAGUGAACUAUUUAACUCAGAUCCAGCUUUUGCUCUUUAUAUCAAGCAAGUGCUCUUUUUAGGUCUAAUAAUUUUCCCCAAAUUUUUGAGCCCACUCAUAUAUGGUCUUAGAGAUCAGACACUGAGACAAGUCUUCAAAUACUCUUUUACCUUUGGUUACAAAUCUUCAGUAGAGCCAUAUACCAACCCUUGA